ACACAAUUCAAUCCACGAUACCUAUCCUAUCCCAUCCCACUCCCUUCUCAGUGAUGACUGGGUUGGAACCCACAGCUUGAAAAAUACUGGUCUAAAAAGCAAAUUGUAAGGUAUAAGCAAUUACAGAAACAGGGAAUUUACUUUGUAAAAGACAAAAUUAACCUACUUUGAGAGUUCUGUGGGUGAUAUAGAAAGAUACAAAAUUCAGCUUUUACUCUGAAGACACAUAUAGUUAGCUGAUUGGGCAAAUUUUAUGUGUGUAUGGAUCUCUGUGUGUAGUGACUGUGAUAUAAAAUAUGAUUUCUUUAAGCUACUUUUGAAAAGAAUUCUUUUCUAUAACACCCCUGCAGUUGUAAAAUUGUAUCAAAAUCAAUAGAGUAUACAAUAAAUUCCAAAGUAUUUGUAAGUGCUUUAGGAAUUUGGAGACAGGAAAAGAUUAGUGUGAGUUGGAACAGCUGGGGAUGGCCUCAUGACAGAGGUGGGAGUCAAGUAGGAACUUAAAAGAUGGGUAGAAUGUGUGUAGGUGGGAGGAGGGGCUUGACAUUCCAGUGAUGCCAAGAGUGAUCAGUGUCUUAGAAUUGAAAGAAACAAUAUAUUCAGGAAGAGUGAGAAGUGAGAUCUGGCUAUAAUAUGAGGUUCGCGUUGGUCAUGAGUGAAAGAUAAGAUUAAGUUUGUAAGGAAGAGCCAGAUUAUGAGGUGAUUUAGACUUUAUCCUGUAGGAAAUGGGGUUCUCUCUUACCUCUCUCAGUCCCUCCUUCUCUGUAUUUCUCAUCUCUCAGCUUGCAGUGAAAAUAUAGUUGAUGUUUUGGGAGAGUAAGUAUGGCCUGGUUAAAGUUGGGAGAACCUAGGGGUUAACAGAGAUUAAUAUUACACUCCUAUGGAAGCAGUAAGCCAAGGCUAAAAAUCGAAAGCGUUUGGCAAGAAUAGAUAAAUGGUUUUAUUACAUUUUAAUUAAUUUACAGAAGUAAUCUCAUUGUGUUUUUAUUCAAAAGGGCAUUUAUUAAGUUCUUUCUCUAUGCUAGGCUCUCAGGAUUCAAAAAGGGAUAAAUAUGGACUGUUUCUAACAGUACAUUAAAUACGUACAGUUUUCCUAGUUGUGUUUGUUUUUUUUUUUAAAUCCUGGUAUUUAUCAUGCUACCACAUCUUCACAGUUGUGUAUAAUGAAGCUACACAACUCUAUUUUCCCUCUCUUGUUAGGUUGCACUCCUCUGAUUCAACCCAAUUCUUUGUCUUUCUUGUACAUGCACUUAAGUAGUUGAUGUUUCUAGAGAAAAACAGUGUUUCCCCGUUUCACAUUAAAAUUAUAACCACAGACCUGAAAUGGGCCUGAGGUACUUCCAAACAAUCCUGCUACAUUUCCCCAGUAGUUCUCUCCCAUUUUCUCAAAGGAGUGUUUCACAUAUUCUCUUCUCUCUUUUAAGGAGCCCUGGUGGUGCAGUGGUUAAGCGCUUGACGGCUAACCGAAAGAACCGAGAGCUCCAGAUUAUGAGAAAGCUAGAUCACUGUAACAUAGUCCGAUUGCGUUAUUUCUUCUACUCAAGCGGUGAGAAGAAAGAUGAGGUCUAUCUUAAUCUGGUGCUGGACUAUGUUCCGGAAACAGUAUACAGAGUUGCCAGACACUAUAGUCGAGCCAAACAGACGCUUCCAGUGAUCUAUGUCAAGUUGUAUAUGUAUCAACUGUUCCGAAGUUUAGCCUAUAUCCAUUCAUUUGGAAUCUGCCAUCGGGAUAUUAAACCACAGAACCUCUUACUGGAUCCUGAUACAGCUGUCUUAAAACUCUGUGACUUUGGAAGUGCAAAGCAGCUGGUCCGAGGAGAACCCAAUGUUUCGUAUAUCUGUUCUCGGUACUAUAGGGCACCAGAGUUGAUCUUUGGAGCCACUGAUUAUACCUCUAGUAUAGAUGUGUGGUCUGCAGGCUGUGUGUUGGCUGAACUGUUGCUAGGACAACCAAUAUUUCCAGGAGACAGUGGUGUGGAUCAAUUGGUGGAAAUAAUCAAGGUCCUGGGAACACCAACAAGGGAGCAAAUUAGAGAAAUGAAUCCAAAUUACACAGAAUUCAAAUUCCCUCAAAUUAAGGCACAUCCUUGGACAAAGGAUUCGUCAGGAACAGGACAUUUCACCUCAGGAGUGCGGGUCUUCCGACCCCGGACUCCACCGGAGGCAAUUGCACUGUGUAGCCGUCUGCUGGAGUAUACACCAACCGCCCGAUUGACGCCACUGGAAGCUUGCGCACAUUCAUUUUUUGAUGAAUUACGGGACCCAAAUGUCAAACUACCAAAUGGGCGAGACACACCUGCACUCUUCAACUUCACCACUCAAGAACUGUCAAGUAAUCCACCUCUGGCCACCAUCCUUAUUCCUCCUCAUGCUCGGAUUCAAGCAGCUGCUUCAACCCCUACAAAUGCCACAGCAGCCUCAGACGCUAAUGCUGGAGACCGUGGACAGACCAAUAACGCCGCUUCUGCUUCAGCUUCCAACUCCACCUGAACAGUCCCAGGCAGCCAGCUGCACAGGAAAAACACCAGUUACUUGAGUGUCACUCAGCAACACUGGUCACGUUUGGAAAGAAAAUUAAAAAGAAAAAAAAAACCUGUUCAUUUUAGUGUUCAAUUUUUUUUAUUAUUAUUGUUGUUCUUAUUUAACCUUGUAAAAUAUCUAUAAAUACAAACCAGUUUCAUUGUAUUCUCACUUUGAGGGAGAUCCAGAGGGUGGGAGGGCGGUGGGGAGGGGGAAAGCGGAGCACUAGAACACAAAAUCUCUCCCAUGACAAUCUUUUUUUAUCAAAGGUCUGCUGUUGUAUACUUUAAAAACAGGACUCCUGCCUCAUGCCCCUUCCACAAAAGAAGAAAACCUGGUUCUGUGCUGAAGUUUUUGUGAAUUUUGUUUUCUUUUAAAGUCAAGUGUAAGACUUUGGUAUAGUGCACAGCUUGAAAUUGGUUGGGAGCUUAGCAGGUGUAAGUCAAUGGGGACUUCAGUGUCACUUGUAAAAUUAAUCCAUAUCCUCGGGUGUUUGAAGACUUGCCUUUGGCAUGUUGGUGGCAAGCAUGGCAGACAGAAGAGGAAAUGUGUAUCAUUCGUAGGCCAGGGAGGUAAAUAAACUUUGAAACUAUAAGGGUAAGUUUCUUAAUUGGUUUGUUUAGGCUUUGAUUGCUCUUAAUCAGGGCUCGUGGUGAAGAAACUUGUCUAGGAGGCUGUCUGACGAGGAGCAGGCAGAACUCUGGCUGCUCUGAGGGCGGAUCUUCGUUUGCCUGACCAAAGGUUCUCUGCAAAUCUUCGUACAAUUUUAGACUAGUUACCUGGAGGAGACUGAGGGGUAUUGAGCAGGCCGCUCAGGCUGCAGAGGUCAAAGGCAGACCCGCUGGAGGCACCGACCAGCCAGGGAUUUUUUCAGCAGAUCUCACCACUGUGAAUGAAUUUUUCCAGAUUUUUUCUAAAGUUGCUUCCCUUAGAAAGAUACACUUGAGAGGACACUAUAGUUAAAUAAUGUGAACUGUAACAGUCUACUGGCUUAUUUUUCAUAUUUUUAAUUAAAAAUUGAGCUUGCUGAAAUUGCCAUAUUCUACACAUAGUUCUAAUUUUAAAUCCAAAUCUAGAAUCUCUAUUUAAUUUUCACUUUUUUAACCUCAUGCUUUUUAAAUUUUAUUUAUUGAUGCAUGUCAGAUAGGCCAUUAUGAUUUUAGAUGGUAGGAAUAUUGAAAACUACACAUCAAAAUGAUACAAACAGUCACUUGUACCUGCUGAUUUUAUAGGAAAGCUGAUUAUAUAAAUGUGUGUAUAUAUGUUAUAUAUACAUAUAUUCAGUACUGCCUUUUUUCUUUUUUUGUCUUCAGUAUCAAAAUUGACUGGUUGAAGCAUGAGAAUGUUGUCCCCCAUGCCCAGUUAAGAAUUUUUGUUCUGUUUUCUUUGUGUAUUAGUGAAUGGUGUAAGAAUCAAAGUCUCUGUUUUUGCAGAAAAAGCAAUAUUCCUUGGAAAGCAAGGAGGAUUGAAGGAUUAUGUUUGCAGUGAGGAAAUAGAUUUUCACAACUAGUUUGUUGUACACUUUUCAGGCUGGCGUCUACGUGGGCCUUACAUACUCUAAAAUGAACCUUAGUCACCUUGGUGCUUAGGGCCAUUACUUGACCUAGGAAUCUUUAAGGCACAAUCAGCUGUACUUUACAUUUAAAGGUCACUUGAGUGAUGGCCGCCUUUCCCUCCUACCCGCCCCUUCCCCACACACCUUCCAAGGUUAGCUGAGCCUGAGAUCGGGUGAAACCUCCCUUCAACCUCAUUGCCACCUUAGGUCACGUUUGGGGUCUCGCCCUCUAGGUGGUUUGGAAGUGGAGUCUCUUAGCAGCCCUUAUGCAGGCCCCAGUGCCCUGUCCUGCUUCUUAACGAAGUAUGCGUGACUCUGAGAGAGUCGUACUGCCUGCUGUAGUGAACCAGUACCCAGGAAGACGACUGUGAGCCAUCUGCGUUUUCACUCACUGUUCAGCUAAGCUCUUAGGCCACAAAUGGGCAUCUUAAGCCUCUGGUUAUACAAGAGUUCGUGAGAAAGACACACUCAGUCAAACCAAAUCAAACCAACUGGUUUUUACUUUUCAUUAGGAGCUUCUAAGAGCUAGUUAAGAUUUUAAAGCAGUCUGCAAUCAAAGUAUUUAAUAGCAUAAUUCCUUAAAGGGAAUGAAUGGCUUGGACAGACCAUUUUCUGAAAGGAUUUGUAAAGAAUCUGAGUGGCAGGUCAGUGACAGAAAUAAACCUGCUUUCAGACUCAACUGCCUAGCCAAACGUUUAGACACAGACACUACUCUAGACUUGGUAAGCAUCUGCUACAGUCUAUAAAAACCAGUGCUUGCUUUAGGAAACAUUUCCCACUAUCACCACCACCACCGAACAGGAUAGGAGAAGACAAGUGCUUUUCUCUCAUUUUCUCGUGUGUGUGAGGGCUGAGUUGCAGUGAUUUUUCUUUCUCAAGGAUCAUGGCAGGAUCACAGAACUCUUUUAUACAAGUGAGAUCCAGGUCUCUGAAUAUUUUUUUGUAAAUAAUAAUAAUAAUAAAAAGCUCCUCACCAAAUUCAAGCUUGUACAUUAUAUUUUUCUUUCGAUGUUUUUAAAUUUAAGUUUUAUUGUUUUGUAUGUAAAUACGUGGACCCAGGAACUGUUAUUAACGAGCAAAAAGUUACUGUUCAGGGCAGUGAUUCUGCUUAAUAUCAGACAAAAUGUAGACGAGCUUUUUAAAGCCAUAUAGUUUUAACUCUGUACAGUAGGUACCGGCCUGUAUUAUUGUAACAAUAACUCUAGCAAUGUAUAGUGUAUCUAUAUAGUUUGGAGUGCCUUCGCUUCCAUGUGUUUGGGUUUUUUUUUUUGUUGGGUUUUUUUGUUUGUUUGUUUGUUUGUUUCAUUUUUUGAAAUUUUAAUUGGUUUCCCUGAUCCAUGUCCCCCUCACCCAUCUCCUUUCCCUUUUCAAUAAUAGCUCACUCAUAAAACAGUAUCUUUGCCCCUUCCACAGUUGUCAGGUUUCAGUGACACCGUGCUCCGUGGUGGAAAGAGGAAACCAUGUUCAGAAUCUCACUUCUCCAAGCCCUGACUUUAUUUUGGUUCUGAGCGUCUGUUUCCUCGUCUGUAGCAGUGACUGGUUUCAGUUCAUACUUAGCCCAUUCAGGGACUCAGUCCAGCGCCAGGGAGCCCUAGACUAGCUGGAGAUAUGGAAAAAGAUUAGAUUUUGCUCGUCUCUUCCCCAAGCUCUAAUGUUGAGUCUUAACAAACAGCAGAUUCCGGGAGCCUUCCAUGCUCGCCCUCCUCUUUAACCUACUUCCCUCCCAAAAGAGAGACAGAGAAUUGGUUUUUAUAAAUCAGAGUUUCUUAAUAGUAUUGGGUUUUGAUACGUCAGUGGUCUAAAAUGCUAUAGUGCAAUUCCUAGCAGUCCUGGCACCGAGUGAGUGCCGCUGGGCCGUAGAGGCCAGUUGUUUUCACAAGGGAGCUCUUAGCCCAUCCCCUCCCUCCUGCCAUCUCUACCCCUGUUCAAUGAAAUGUCAUUUUAAUUUCGUAAUAAAAUCCAUUUAAUUCUUCCUGUGCCCAAUGUGAAGGCCUUUUUUGAAAGAAAAAAAGAUCAAAUUAUUUGUUUUGCCUCCAAGUACUCCAUAUAAGAUGUCUUGAAUAGAAGAGCAAACUACCAAACCAAAGGUUGUUAUUUUUGAAACAUCGUGUGUUCAUUCCAACAAGGCAGAGACUGCGCCUUCUUUCCAAUGACAUGUUGUGUCAUUUUUUUAAGUCCUCCUAUUAGACAUAUUUUUGGUUUGUGUUUUAACCAAGUACGCCUAACCAGUCAUCUCGUCUGCACCAAUGCAAAGGUUUCUGAGAGGACUAUUAUAUUCCCUAUCCCUGGGAUAUAAAGACACUGGUGUUUCAUUUAUUUUCCAUUUCCUUUUUAAAGGAUUUAACUUUGGAAUCUUCCAAAGGAAGAUUGGCCAAUGCAGAUCCCCAAGAGUUUGGGGGAUUUUGUUUGUUUUAAACCAACGUUGCAUCAGAUCCUGUUCAUGUUAGUGAUCAUCUAAUCACAGGGCCAAACACCCUUAUCCCUAUAUAGAAGAAGAAACUAAGCAUACAAUAAAUAAAACCUGUCUUUUCUGGCAGAAACCUGAGCCAAUGAAAAUAAAAGAGACAACUAGAAGCACAGCAGAGUCCCAGACUAAGGUCUACCUUUGAGAGGCUUCGAAAGUAAUCCUUAGGGUUGGGGUUAUUUUCACAAAGGUUAUGCCCAGUUUUAUUCAAGUUUGUUGCUCCGUUUUUGCACCUCUGCAAUAAAGCAAAAUGACAACCAGUACAUAAGGGGUUAGCUUGACAAAGUAGACUUCCUUGUGUUAAUUUUUUAAGUUUUUUUUUCUUACUGUAUCUGUCUACAGGCAGAUACAGAUAGACGUAUGAAAAUGUGCUUGCCUGUAAAAUUUGCAUUUAUAAAUGUGUUGCCGAUGGAUCACUUGGGCCUGUACACAUACCAAUUAGCGUGACCACUUCCAUCUUAAAAGCAAAUCUAAACAAAAUAUAAAUAUAUAUAUAUUUAUAUAUAUAUAAAGGACUGUGGGUUGUAUACAAACUAUUGCAAACACUUGUGCAAAUCUGUCUUGAUAUAAAGGAAAAAGCAAAAUCUGUAUAACAUUAUUACUACUUGAAUGCCUCUGUGACUGAUUUUAUUUUCAUUUUAAAUAUAAACUUUUUUUUGUGAAAAGUAUGCUCAAUGUUUUUUUUCCCUUUCCCCAUCCCCUUGUAAAUAAAUUUUGUUUUAUGUGACUUGGUUUGGAAAAUAGUUAACUGGUACUGUAAUUUGCAUUAAAUAAAAAGUAGGUUAGCCUGGAAAUGAAAUUAAACUUCACAGGUGUGUGGUCUUUAUUUCAGCACCCAGCCCUCUUUCUCCACCCUACCUAUUACGUCACGGCGAUACGUAGUCACAUCACCAUCUCCGUUUCUCUAACGGGAGAAACGUGAAUCUUUUGUUAAAAAAGUCAAGAUACGAGCACUAGCUCUGGUUCUUGCAAAUGAUCUAUUCCACUCUGUAGCCCCAAGAGGUGCAGCUUCCGUCUUGGAAACCUUUGCAUUGGAUGUAGAGGAAGCCUAGCAGGCACUGCUUUGAAAAGAUGGAAGACAUCCCUGAAGGGGACAAAUCUUAAAAACGUGUGUAAGCUGCUGAUUUGGGUUACUGUGUUCAUGGUUUGGUGUAGCUGUAUUUUCUUUUAACCUUCAUACCAUUAGUAAUGCUCUGCGAGGGUAGUCUGUAAACUACAUGAACACCACCAACAGUGGGGCUGUACCUCCCAGUAACCAACACAUGUUGUGUUUAAGUCUGGUCAUUUCCAAUAAUGGAUGAUGUAUGUAAACAUGUUAUGUCUCUUAGUGCAAAAAGAAACAUCAAUUUUUUAGGACUGGCUCUGUCAGGCCUAAUCUAAAGGCUAGAUAUAAGGUCAUGUGACUGCUGCUUCAAUAAAAAAUUUAUAUUGGAUAAAGUCUGGUCUUCAUUUAUUUACUGUGGUAGUGGGCUUGGCUAAUUCCACUAAUAUUUAUAAAGGAGUUAAACUCAUUUACCGGUGUGUGUGUGUUGGUGGGAGGGGGCCAGUCAAUGCUAAGCUACAGAUGGGACAGGCCUCCAGAUGGCAUUGAAGAGUACUUGUUUGAGAUUCACCGAUACUUGUUUAUUCUCUGCCUUAGCUAUCUGAGUUGGGAUUGAGUUAAAUGGCGUGCUAACUGUCCUGCAAGAUAGCCUUUUAAUUUAGUUAUCUUGAAACACUACAUUUUUAUCUAAGGCCUUCCAGAAAGUACUGACCAAACAAUCCUUUGCGAGAAAGUUUGAGGACAGCAGUGAUAAUGGAUGUCAUUUUGGAAGGCGCCCUAGAAGGAUCAUGAGGAAAGAAGAGGAGAGGUUGCGGUUCUAAAUCACUGAAAAGUUUGUGAAAGGAAAAGAAGAAAAGUGUAGGGAUGGUCACCCAUUCCUCAGGUGUAGGAAUAUUUCAUCCACCCACCACACUAUCGGGUUUAGGAGAUCUGUGGGUCCAACAAGCGAAAGCUACCAGAGAAAAGCUGCAGUGGACAGUGCCAUGAUGAGACCUACGGGUUUUUAGGAGCUAGAAACAAGUGAUUAAUCAAGUGUGUGUUUCUCUUUGCAUACUCUUUUCUCCAGAAAGACCGCUCUGGGCCUUCCCACAAGAAGACUGCUUGUUGAUGUCAAGGUUUUAAUUAGCUCCUAGAAGUCUGGGUGAGGGUAGAGAGGCUGCGGAGUGACUGACCGAUGUGACCAAAAGGUAAGCAGUAGCUUAUUUAAAAGGUCUUCCUCUGAGCUUUGGAGACUGACUCCAGUCUCUUCCGACUGAGUCAUGAAAACCUGCAAAAAGAAGACAGUGGCCACACGGCUGUCUACAAACUGAUGCUUAGUUUUACUUGCUGAAAAACAGGGAAGGGAGUAAUAAAUCCAAAUGUUUCAGAGUUGGAAAGUUGAAUCUGGAUUCUCCUAGUCUUACGAAUGUGAGAUCCACAUAGCUGCGGGAAGGGAGCAUAAUGAGUGAGCUCUUUGGUGCAUCUAGUCUUGAAUCUUAACUACACUUAGACUACACUAGCUUUUUUACAAUCUAUGGAAAUCAUAUCUACAUGUCCAGUGUUUUAGGAACUGCCUGUUUUUUAAAUCAAUACCGGGAGACGAGUUUACCCUACACCCCAUCUUAAUCUCACCUUAACGUCACCUGUUCUGAUAACAAUAAUAACCAGUUGCUGUCGAGUCUGUUCCGAUUCAUGGCGACCCCAUGUGUUUCAGAGUA
Molecule: messenger RNA, 9275 nt
Organism: Trichechus manatus latirostris (Florida manatee)
Lineage: Eukaryota; Metazoa; Chordata; Mammalia; Sirenia; Trichechidae
Gene: GSK3B
Product: glycogen synthase kinase 3 beta
Exons: 11
Coding region: 1321-2487 (388 amino acids)
Biological process (GO): negative regulation of canonical Wnt signaling pathway; regulation of neuron projection development; extrinsic apoptotic signaling pathway in absence of ligand
Cellular component (GO): axon; cytosol; nucleus
Molecular function (GO): protein serine/threonine kinase activity; ATP binding; beta-catenin binding
Source: RefSeq, a predicted model, not a curated record